AUUGGAACUAGACCGUUCCCUGUCCUCUUUCUAAUUGGGCCUAGCCCAGUUUGAUUCCAACAGCUCCAACUCGUAUUCUCCUCUCCGUCGUGCGUGUUCAUCCAGGUAAUAAGUCCGGUGUGAUUUUGGGUCAACGGUUUCUAUUACAGUAUAUGUCAAACACCUUCUUGCUUCCCAUUCAAAAAUCCUAAACACCACCUCCCUGGUUUUUGCCCCCCCGUUUUUUCCUGCCGAAAACAACGUGCGGACGAUGAGACGGGGUAGACUUUAACAUUUUCAUAUAAUCCUUCAUUGUCACUUUCGGUUGAACCCUUUACUAGUCUUCACCCAUCUUUGCUUUUCCAAAUAAAUUGUAAAUUAAUAAAAAAUAUCCCAGCUCUUCGUGUCGUGGGUCUUUAUCUGAUCGGAUUGGUUUUAUUCCUUCGAAUAUACUACGCGUUUUUUUGUGGGGUGCUGUUGGCCGAAGACGCAAUCUAUUGCUUCUUUUAUUGGUCCACGCAUCUGCAAAUCAAGUUAAAGGGGGUUUGCAUACGAUUUAUUUGAGGGCAUGGAUCAACUUCAAUUGCGAUUGAUUAUAUAACAACUCCAUUGGAUUGUAUCAUCUAGCAUUCCUCAGUUGAGAAAUGAAUGUCCUUUGAUGUCAUAUGAACAAGAAUGGAUCUGACCUUCAAACAGAUCCUGUUGUUUCUUCUAUUUCUUGUGGUAUUGAAUGGUUAUGCCGUAGCAGAGGCCGAAACAGAAAGUUUACCAAGGAUAAGAACUGCUCCAGUGAGGAAUACAGAGGGUGGCGUUAUAGAUGGCACUGGAACUGAGGAUGUCUUUAGAUCUGAUGGUACUACGGAUGGACUGGGUGAAAGGAAGGUUGGAAGUGGCAGAGUCUCUGUGUCAUCAGUUGCAUUGUUAACACUGGCGAUGGCUGCUGCCACUGGUUUAGGGGCAGUACCAUUCUUCUUUGUGGAACUCGAUCCCCAGUGGGCCGGAAUAUGCAAUGGGAUGGCGGCAGGGGUGAUGUUGGCAGCUAGCUUUGACCUCAUUCAGGAAGGACAAGAGCAUGGUAGUGGCAAUUGGGUAGUCAUCGGCAUUUUGACAGGAGGAGUUUUCAUUUGGCUUUGUAAGAAGUUUCUGGAGCAAUAUGGUGAGGUUAGUAUGUUAGACAUAAAAGGAGCAGAUGCAGCUAAAGUUAUUCUUGUUGUUGGAAUAAUGACUCUUCAUUCCUUUGGGGAGGGUUCUGGUGUUGGAGUGUCCUUUGCUGGCUCAAAAGGUUUAUCUCAGGGGCUAUUGGUGACCUUAGCUAUUGCCGUGCAUAACAUACCAGAAGGCUUAGCUGUGAGUAUGGUGCUUGCUUCAAGAGGGGUUUCUCCACAGAAUGCAAUGUUGUGGAGUGUAAUUACAUCAUUGCCCCAGCCUAUUGUUGCAGUUCCUUCAUUUAUCUGUGCCGAUGCAUUUAACAAGGUCCUACCAUUCUGCACGGGCUUCGCAGCUGGGUGUAUGAUUUGGAUGGUCAUUGCAGAGGUUCUUCCCGAUGGAUUCAAGGAAGCCUCUGCAUCUCAUGUUGCUUCAGCAGCUACGCUUUCAGUUGCAUUUAUGGAAGCUCUCAGUGCUGUCUUCCAAAAUGUUAGCCACCGGAACAAUUCAGAGGAUGUCUCUGGCUUCCUCGUUUCACUUCUCUUUGGUCUUGGGCCAUUACUCGGUGGCACGUUUCUGGUUGCAUUUGCUCUUGCUUUCCGCCUUCAGCACGCUCUCCUAACCGGCAUAGCCUCUGGCAUUGCCUUUGUUCUUGGCGCCUGGCGACCAUUACAGCUACUUGUCUCUUCGAAGAUGGGUUUAUUUCCCCUGGUAUUUCUUCUGGGACUGGGAGCAUCAUUCGCCCACAUCUCCAUCACAAGUGCGCUAAAGCUCACAAGCCGGAAAAAGUCGUCAGCCAAUACCCUAUCUACAGUUACAGGUUUCUCUGUCAGUAGCCUUACUCUUCAGUCAAUAUUAUCCUGUGUAGCAGUCGCUCUUCAUGCUUUAGCAGAGGGUCUUGCAUUAGGAGUGGCAGCGCCUAAAGCUUAUGGACUCGGACGCCACAUGGUCCUUCCGGUCUCUCUCCAUGGGCUUCCUCGAGGGGCCGCUGUUGCCAGCUGUAUCUUUGGGGCAACUGACAGCUGGCAAGGGUCCCUUGCUGCCGCUGCUUUGAUAGGGUUUGUGGGCCCUUUAACUGCAAUCGGUGCGAUACUUGGUGGGAUUGAUUACAGUGGUCUGGAUCACUUGAUGGUGUUUGCAUGCGGGGGAUUAAUCCCGUGUUUUGGGAGCAUUGUUAGAAGAGCAGUGAAGUUAAACACACGGAAGGGCGUUUUUGGCCUUGUAAUGGGGAUUGGGUUAGCUACUGUGUGCCUAACAUGCACUAAGUUGGUUUGCUUGCAUACUCCUUACUGCAACUCUGCUCCAGAGGCUGUCAGAUAAUUACAUGAGAACUCACAUUUGACCUAAUAAUUAAACCUUAUAGUUGGAAAGAACUUGCGUUCUUUACACGGGUCUAGUUCGAUCCUGGAUGUGCAAGUGCUUGACACGGGUCUGGUUUCGGGAGGAAGCGACGGUAGAUUGUUUUAUGUAUUUUUAUUUCUUCAAAUUCAGAUAGGUAGAUUGAAACUUCAGUUUAGAACUGCACUGUGAUUAGUGUAUACUAUUACCGAUUCUUGAAUAGCAGCGAACAGAAUUUGGUAAAA
Rhododendron vialii is the source of this 2708-nucleotide messenger RNA. RefSeq names its product putative zinc transporter At3g08650. Gene Ontology annotation, biological process: zinc ion transmembrane transport. The transcript has 6 exons. NCBI's taxonomy places the organism in Eukaryota, Viridiplantae, Streptophyta, Magnoliopsida, Ericales, Ericaceae. Gene Ontology annotation, cellular component: membrane. Bases 655 to 2445 code for a protein of 596 amino acids. The record is from RefSeq and is a predicted model, not a curated record. Gene Ontology annotation, molecular function: zinc ion transmembrane transporter activity.